Messenger RNA from Carya illinoinensis, 1473 nucleotides. RefSeq lists its product as uncharacterized. The coding region runs from base 1 to 1473 and encodes 490 amino acids. Gene Ontology annotation, molecular function: transmembrane transporter activity. Lineage: Eukaryota; Viridiplantae; Streptophyta; Magnoliopsida; Fagales; Juglandaceae. The record is from RefSeq and is a predicted model, not a curated record. Gene Ontology annotation, cellular component: plasma membrane. Gene Ontology annotation, biological process: transmembrane transport. The transcript has a single exon.
AUGAGCUCUUUGCCUUGUGAUCCACCUACUGUUCCCGAGUCCAAUGCAGAAGAUAUAAUGAAGUCCCUCCAAGCCCUUCAAACCAUUCCAACAGCCCACCAAGAUUUACCCUCCUAUUUCUUCUUAUUUUGCAUGAAAUUCCUUCACUGCAAUUUAUUGGCCAAACCGUCUGCUUACAAAAAAGGCAAAACAAUUCGGAAUGAUGAAAAUAAUGGGAUCUCCUUACAUGGGGUCUCGAGCAAUUUGCCCAUGAAGGUAAGUUGGAAUAGGCUAAUGCCAGCAUUCAAAUGCUCACUUUCCCUGGGCCUUGCAGUGCUAUUUGGGUUGCUCUAUAACAAGGAAAAUGGGUACUGGUCAGGACUCUCUGUAGCGAUCAGUCUUGCAUCAGCCAGGGAGGCAACAUUCAAAGUUGCCAACGUUAAAGCUCAGGGGACUGUCUUGGGUAGCGUGUAUGGAGUACUGGGUUGCUCACUUUUUGGAAAAUUCUUGCCAAUAGUAUUCUUAUCUCUUCUCCCUUGGUUCAUUUUCACGAGCUUUCUACAGCGUAGCCGGAUGUAUGGCCAGGCCGGAGGAAUUUCUGCAGUAAUCGGGGCAGUAAUCAUCCUGAGCAGGAAAAAUUUUGGUCCUCCAAGUCAAUUUGCGAUGGCAAGAAUUACUGAAACCUUCAUUGGAUUGUCAUGUUCAAUAAUGGUUGAACUACUCUUGCAGCCUACCAGAGCUUCAACCCUGGCGAGAACUCAACUCUCUAAAUGUCUUGGGACAUUGCCCGCCUGUGUCGCCUCAGUAAGCCUCGGAUGCAACAGCAACAUAUCCGAAUUGGAAGAGAACCAAAGGAGGCUUGAAAUCCAAGUAAGCGAGCUUGGGAAGAUCAUUAAGGAAGCUGAUGUGGAACCCAAUUUCUGGUUUUUGCCUUUUCAUAGUGCUUGCUACAUUAAGAUAUUCGAGUCUUUAUCAAAAAUGGGUGAUAUCCUGCUUUUUAGUGCUCAUGCGGUGGGAUUACUUGAGCAAGCAUCACAAGGAUCAAUUGCGGAUUCUUGGAAAGAGCUUGUCAAUAAGCUAGAAGAUCAUGACCUUAAACUCUUCAAGGAAAUGGUUUGCUCUUCAAUAAAAUGUUAUGAACGAGUCACUUCGAUGAAAUUCCUCACAUUACUCGAAAAGGAGCUUGCUAAGAAUAAGUUUUCUUGUGAUCUCGAGUUGGGAAAAUCAAGAAGUUACCCAAACAUGAUUAUCAUGGAAUCAAAUUUAGAUGAACAUGUGAUGGAGAAAAUAAUAGAUUUAUAUCUCUUACAUUCAAAAGAACUUCUGGACAAAAUUCAGGUUGAAAGUACUGAUCACGACGAGCUCAAGUACUACAGCCAAAGGGUUUUAGGCUUGACUGCCCUGGGGUAUUGCAUCAGCAGUUUAGUGAGAGAGUCCGCUGAGAUUGGAAAGGAAAUCAAGGAACUCGUUCAAUGGGAGAAUCCUUCUAGCUAG